Messenger RNA from Diachasma alloeum, 2579 nucleotides. It is a transcript of the gene Irbp, whose product is annotated as X-ray repair cross-complementing protein 6. Gene Ontology annotation, cellular component: nucleus; Ku70:Ku80 complex. The record is from RefSeq and is a predicted model, not a curated record. NCBI's taxonomy places the organism in Eukaryota, Metazoa, Arthropoda, Insecta, Hymenoptera, Braconidae. The transcript is spliced from 4 exons. Gene Ontology annotation, molecular function: telomeric repeat DNA binding; damaged DNA binding; double-stranded DNA binding. Gene Ontology annotation, biological process: cellular response to X-ray; double-strand break repair via nonhomologous end joining; telomere maintenance. The coding region runs from base 173 to 1924 and encodes 583 amino acids.
UUUAUUGGUGGCGAACUCUGGCGAGUGGUUUCUGGCGGGAGAUGACUCGCGUCGAUCAGCUGAUCGCCUCGGCACAGGUUAGAGCUUGUUCAAGGUCUGUCGGUGUUCGUCAGACGUAAAUAAACGAGUAGUCAGAGGUAAUUAGUCGGGAACUGGUGGAUGUGAAGGAGAAAUGGAUGUGACUGAGGAAAGUCGACAUAAGGACCCAGAGGCGGAGUACACAUUUCGCUCUGGGAAUCUGUUUAUUGUCGAUGGCACCGAGGACAUGCAUGAGGAUCGUGGGGAGGAUGUGGGGACGUACUUCUUCCAGGCUCUUGCGAUGUACGAGAGAAUUUUGAGGCAAAAACUCAUUCGAAACAGGGACGAUUGGAUGGGUUUAGUGCUCUUCGCCACAACCGCAAGUGAUCCUGAAACCAAGAACAUUCUGACGCUCUUGGAGUUCGGGCCAGUCACUGUGGAAAUGCUCAAAAAAUUCUUGCACAUAAGGGACCACAGACUCCCCUAUUACGCGGGCAUCGCCUCCGAGAAGGCGUACCCCCUCCCCCAGGUGCUUCUGCACGCGGCGCGUUCCUUCGACUCGAUAAAAAUAAAAAUGCCAACUCGUCAAUUGAACCUCAUCACCUGCCACGACAAUCCCCUCCUCGAGGAUCACGAGGCCAGACACCGAGUUCGAGUCCUCGCCAAGGACCUGAAGGACAUCCACGUGAGCCUCAAGGUCAUCGGUUUCGGCGACUGGAGCUUCGACCUCUUCUACAAAGAGCUGGAGAUGCUGGCGAGUGACAGCGAAGUGGAGCCCAAAAGGUCAUUCCCAAUCGACAUCGAACGUGAGGUAAUGAGGAAGCACGUGGAGCUGGGGCAGAUAGAGCUGAGGAUCGGCGAGAAAGUCCUGAUGAAAGUGAAGCUCCAGACGUUCACCAAGACUCGUCCUGCGCUCAAAAAGAUCGCCAUGGAUAAGAGGACCAAUGAGCCCCUCGAGAGCUACUUCCACUACAAGAAAAUCGACGAUUUGUUCGACUAUGGGGAGACGAAUGAAAAUGAUGAUGAUGGCUACGAGGACAUCAGCAACUCGAGCAUCAGGAAGUGGCAGCACGUGGGGGGACGAGACAUCUUCCUGACUCUGCAGGAAUCCAAGAACCUGACCAAACUCAAGCCCAAGGGGAUUGAGAUCCUGAGGUUCGAGAAGGCUUUGAAAAAGCCUCCUUGGUAUCACAUUCCUCCUGCCUUGUUCCUGGGACUUUCUCAGGGGGCACCUCCUGGUGAUGCGAAGCUCUUCGCUGCUUUGUUGGUGCAGUGCCAGGAGAAAGGAGUAAUGGCAAUUUGCGCAGCAACAAUCCGAGCCAAUGGGAGAACGUAUUUAUUCAGGAUGUGGCCAUGCCCUGAGGACCACGGUUUCUACUUCUUUCGAAUACCUUUCAGGGAGGAGAUCAACAGGACGAUGGAGGACUUAUUCGAGAAGUAUACGUUUGAUAAACCCGUGUUCGAUGAUGAGGAGAAGCUGAAGAUCAUGGAGAAGGUCGUCAAGAAGUUCAGGAUUGUCUACAGCCCCGCGAUAUUUCCUAAUCCAAGAGUCUCGAAGCAGCAGCAGUACAUAUUGGCACUGGCUCUCAACGAGGUCUGGGACGAGGAGACGAACUUUGAGGACUUCACGAAACCUGCGGUGGAUCUGCUGCAGAGGAACCUCAGUAAGAGAGGCCUCAUUGACUCGUUCUUUGAGAUUUUUCCCAACACCAAGGAGGAUGAUACCGGCCGGGUCGACAAGGUGUUGAGGUACGAUAGGGAAACUGCUGAGAGGAUGGUUUAUGGGGACCUUAACAAGUAUAGGGUGCCUCAGUUGAGGGCUAUACUGAAGGCUCUCAACAUGGGAAUUACAGGGGUGAAGUCUGUUCUUGUUCAGAGGUGCGAGGAGUAUGCGAAGUCCAUGUAGAAGGGGUGGAAGUCCAUGUAGAAGACAACAGGAGAGGGAAGUUCCAUUCCAUAAGGGAGAAUGUCAUGAAAUUCCUAUUUUUUUUUAAAUUACAUUUUCACAAAUUUACGAUGUCAUUCAUUUUCAUGGAUAAAUAAUGAAACGUUGGGAGAGUUUAAAGUUUAAACUUUAAACAAUACUAAUCUUUAAACUCUUUAACAUCUCAUUAUUUUCCAAAAUGUUUUCUCAGAGACAGAAAACUUUCUUGCAAUUUUCUCUCAAAACAUCUAGUUUUGGUAAUAAAUACAAAAUUGAAGGCGUUAUUUGAAGGGUUGAUUAUUCCAGGGAACAAUUCCAAAUGAAGGAUAAAUCCAAUGGUCUUUGAGUGAAUGCACCUUCGUAUUUUGCAGUAAUCCAAUUAUCUUUAUUGAGUUUGUAAGUUUUUAUAAAAAUAUUUAUUAUCCGUUCCUUUGUUUAAGUGUACGAAGGCAAGCAGUGUGUAAUUUAGAGUAUUUUUUUCAACAUUGUGACCUACCCACGGGCUACAACCGUUAUCUCGGCUCUUCGAGCUUCGAUAGUGGUUGGAGGGAACCAGGCUGGACCCAGGAAAAUCCGGUGGGCGUUCUCUCCGGUUCUUGUCUCUGUAAAAAGAAUAAAAUCAUCAAGAUGCGUGAAA